Messenger RNA from Salarias fasciatus (jewelled blenny), 3299 nucleotides. It is a transcript of the gene fam222ba, whose product is annotated as family with sequence similarity 222 member Ba. The coding region runs from base 166 to 1980 and encodes 604 amino acids. NCBI's taxonomy places the organism in Eukaryota, Metazoa, Chordata, Actinopteri, Blenniiformes, Blenniidae. The transcript is spliced from 3 exons. The record is from RefSeq and is a predicted model, not a curated record.
GGAAGUUGCUGCCGCAGACAGCAGCAGUGAUUCGGCAACGCAGGGCAACGGGAGAAAAUCUGUCCGUUUUAAACCAUGGCGACGCACUAAAUGAUGACUUUCGCAGAUGUAAACGGAGGUGUGAGGAGAAGUGUGUGUCCCAUGUUGCAUUAGUGUCUGUGUGAAAUGCUGGCCUGUCUGCCAGGGCCAGGUGACCUCCCCCUCCAGCUUCUCCCCCACACGCAGAUGAACACUGGACUUCAGAAAUGGGACACCACACAAAGGAUGAGAUCCGCUCCGUUUCCAACCCCUGCAGAAUUGGACGCAUAUGCUAAGAAGGUUGCCAACAACCCCCUCACCAUCAAGAUCUUCCCCAACAGCGUCAAGGUCCCCCAGCGAAACCACGUGCGGCGCACGGUGAACGGGCUGGAUACGUCAGGCCAGCGCUACAGCCCCUACCCCUCCUCUCAGGCCAGUGCCAAGACCGGCCUGCUCGCCAUCGUCAAGGUGCCCACCGUCAAGGGCGUCCUGAAAGAUUUUGACGGCAGCCGGGCCCGCUUGCAUUCAGAAGUCAUCAUGAACCCACCCGCCGGAUCCUAUCAAGUGGCUUCAACCAGCACUUUAAACCACCACCCACCUCUGCCGAACCUCCCCCGACCGCAGCAGAACUUAACCCUUCAGGCGCAGGACGCGCCCCAGACCCUGCAGAUGCCCCUCGCUCAGCAGCAGGCUCACACCCAGAGUCUCAGGCACCCGCCCCCCAUGGCCCAGCACCCUCAGGGCCACCCCGGACUGCAGACUCUGUCUCAGCAUCCCGCUCUCGGCCACCCACAGGGCCCCCCCACUGUUAUGCUUCAGCAGCAGCAGCAGCACCUUCAGCAGCAGCCGCCAUCCGGCCUGCAGGGGAGCAGGAAGCUGCCGGACGGCGAAGCACCGCCUAACGUUACUGUCUCUACCUCAACCAUUCCGCUCUCGAUGGCCGCGGGGCUGCACCAAGGCCGCCAGGCCGACCUGAGCACCAUCGUGCAUCAGAUCAACCAGUUCUGCCAAGCCCGGGCCCAAGGCGCCGGAGCCACCUCCAUGUGCGAGGGCCAGAUCGCCAACCCCAGCCCCAUCAGCCGCAACCUGCUCAUCAGCGCCUGCUCCCGGGUGUCCAUGCACAGCAACCCCGCCACCCCCGGCUUCCCGCCGCCCAACUGCAUCAUCGGCGCCCAAGAGAAAGCCACUGCCCUCGUGGGAGUCCAGCCUCCGCCCAGCGUGGCUGCUCUGAACCACUUGCCUUCCAGCCACACUGAUCUGAAGCAGCAGCAGCAGCAGCACCACCUGCAGCAGCACCUGCAUGCACAGCAGAAUCCGCAGCAGCUGCAGCACAACGCGCAGCAGCAGCAGAAGAUGCGCGCCUGGAAUCAGCAUCAGUUGGCCCACGUGCCACACAUUCAGAACGGUGGGCCGCACCUCUGCAAGCAGCCCCCCAGGGACCCCGCCUUCCAUUUCAAGAGCAUGGGCUACCCCCCGGAGGUGUGCGUGGGUCAGCCUUACUCACUGAAACCCCCCGUAGAGAGGCCCACCCCCUCCCCGCCCGUCAACCCCACCAACGGCAUGCCGGGGCCCAUGGCCCACUACACUAAUGGUCAUUACUUCCAGUCCCACAUUUGGAACAGCAGCAUCCUCCCCACACCCAACAGUGACAGCUCUGGCUCUCAGGACGUAGCCAUGCCAUUCCACGGUGCGGGCCCGGGAGGGUGCACCACUCUAGACUGCGGGCCCCCCGGGGCUCCCCAUUACAGGCUUGGAACGAGCUCCUCCACCUCCUCCUCCUCCUCGGCCCAGACUAAUCUGAUGCAAACGGCAGAUUACAUGGGUGGGGACUUCCAGACGCCCUACUUCCGCGAUCAGAAUCUAGGGUUGAUGGGCAAGAUGCACAGGCCUCCUCUGAACAGGGUAGGUCCAGAGGUCGGGGAUGGCAGAACCGCUCUCAUCCAGCACCCAGGGUACAGAUAAGCUAUGGCCUUGUCUCCACAACUGUUAUCAGCCCCCUUUGUUUAGUCUUAAGAAAGGAAACACACAAAAUACAAGUCAAUUGAUAACUUAAACAAAUGACUGCUAAUGUUAAAGAGGGUAAAUUCAUAUAUUUAAUGAAGAUCAGUAGUUUUUUUUUCUUUUCCUGUUUUUAAUCUUGCAAGUGAUCAAUUGCCACUGUAAGUUUUGUUAAUGAGUGCUCUCGUUUGGCACUUCGAAGUAACUUUUUUGUGUAUGUGUGUGUGUACACAUCCGUACUGUCAUUCCCUGCUUCUUCUUCUUCUUCUUCUUCUUCUUCUUCUUCCUCCUCCUCGGUCAAACUUGUCUGCGUGCCUGGAUCUCAACAGAUCCUGUGUUAUUUCUACUUCAAACCUGUUGGUAAAGUUUUCUUAUGCAUGUAAGAAAAAAAAAAAAAAAACAAGAAAAAAAAACAGAUUCCUUGCUGAAAAGCAGCAACAUCGUUUAUUUUUUAACAGAAUCACGUCAGGAAUUUUUUGGCUCUGACUAGUUUCAUCGGACUGACGACUUUUUACGCUUCAAGAUAAACUACAAUCACUUCAGGACAGAAGAGAGAGUAACGAUCUUGUUUUCGUACAAAGCCAUGGGGCACUGGAAAGAAACACAGCUGGCGAAGCUUGCAGUAUGCACAUGUACACAGAGGUUUUAUUCUUUUUUUUUUUUUUUUAUGUAAUUAUUUAUUUGUAUUAUAGGACUAAUCAAGAUGUACUUCUCUCGGUCAGUCAGAAGCAGGUAAUCAGGUUUGUACAUAGCGAAGUCUCAGCAGGGAGCAGGUCUGCUGAAAGGGUGACGCUCUGUCCUGCUUCAAAUGCUGCAACGAAUUCAGGUGUUUUAACAAGAAAAAAAAACAAUAAAAAAAAAAAUAACGGAGUUUCUGUCAGUGCCACGUGUGGCGACUAGAUUGUGAAAUGUUUAGUGCAGAAAAAGUCAUGAAAGAUUAACUCUCCUACCUUAAAAUGGCCAAAGUCAGGUUAACAAGGACACACUGUUACAAAGUUGUGCCAUUUUCUGUUUUGUGUCCUUUUCAGAUCGUUUUUUUUUUUUUUUUUUUGUAUCCAUUUCAAAUGUAUUACUUGAAUGUUGAGAUUGUUUGUGUUGCAGGGAUGGAAAGGGAUAGGGUUAGUUACAAGGACGAAACUCUGGAGUUAGAAGAAGUCAAGUGUUAAUAUUGUUGUGUAGAAUCUAACUACGGCGCCUGUAGCCAGAGAUUUGUCCUCACAACAGGAACUUAAGUGAAUCCAGUUUAUGUGUAGUUGCUACUGAUUCUGAAGUCUGCUUGAAAA